AUGUCGAAGAAGAAAGCAACGAUGACUCUGAAAGAUUUCCAUGGCGGUUCGAUUCCUUCCGAUCUUCGUCUCCCCUCUGCACCAGGCGUAAUGGCGAGACCUGCAGAUCGUGGUAGUUUUGAUCAGCAGUCUCCAUGGGGAAAUUUGAUGGGUAGGUCCAAUCAACGCUUGCGGCCGGCAUCAGCUGGGUCAGCUAGGAACUUUGAGGACAAGACCCCAUUUUUAAGUAACAGUGCUCACAUUGGCCGCAAUUUUGACGAGGAUGAACGCAAACCUUUGGAUGGGUUGUCAGGUUCUCGUCGAACUGUCAGUGAUGAGAGCAACCAUGCUCUGCAAAGUCGUGUGGUAGAACCUAGGAUAGAUAGUUUGGCUGGUGCUGGAGUUGGUAGUCAGCUGUCUUCAACCCGUCCCUCUCAUUUGUCUAGUGAUCCAACUGUUAGUUCUUAUGCUGGAAAUGCUGGAAGGCAUGGUGAAGUUCAUGGCAGUGCUGGGGUGAAUUAUCAGAACGUGGGUGUCAAUUCCAGGUCAGUUGUCGCUGGUUCCUAUUCAAAUCCGUGGGGUGCGAAGAAGGAGGUGGCACAUGUAAGGGAUCCUGUAUCUGCUUCAUGGUCAGCUCCGGAUGUUGCAGUGAAGCUGGCACAUGCUAGUGCCAUUGAGAAGAUCUCAUCUGGUCGGUGGCAUUCGCAACAUGUUCAUCCUCUAAAAGAUGUUGAGGUCAUUGGACAGUCAGAACCCGAGAGAGAAUUUCAUUAUCGGGGCAAAGAUAUGUAUAACAGGAAUAUCAACAAUGGCGUAGACGUGUUGGGUGGAACUGACGAUCAUGAUAUUGCAUUGGCGACGCGUAUGGAAAGGAGUCUGAUUGCUGGUGAUGGGAUUCACAAUGGUGGAAAGGAGACACUGUCUCAUGAUAGAGUCAGGUCUACCAUGUACGCGGAGACGCAUGGGAGGAAUCCCUCCGUUAAUCACAAGGAAUUUCAGCCACGUAGCACUGCUGGAGUAUCUGUUGAGACUGAGUUACAGUCUCCAGGGACUUCAGAAGCAUCAGAGCGGCCCAAAUUGAAGUUACUUCCAAGAUCCAAACCGUUAGAGAAUUUAGAGCUUCCCGUCGAUUAUAAAAAGGGAAACCAGCAGCCAAGUGAUCCGAUUCAUGUGAUGGAUGACAAUGAAUUACCCAGAACUGCAAAUCCCGUAGAACCUGGGUUUACUGGAUCAAUGGUCGUUAAUCGAGCGGUAGAGCGCCCAAAAUUGAAUUUGAAGCCUUGCUCACAACCUCUUGAACAAUUGGAGGGAAACACUGAAAUCAAAAGAAAUACUGUGUUCGCUGGGGCUCGUCCACGAGAAGUGGUUCUGAAAGAUCGGGGAAUUGAUGGUGUUGCCGCUAACCUUUAUGACAGUCAACCUCCCUCUAGGAUCAAGCAAGAUGCUCCCAAGAUGGAUCCAGUGUCUUUGCAAGUUACUCCUGCCGGUUACAGUGAGAAAGCUAAAAAAUUUCUGGGUGAUCAAAGGGUAGCGAGGAGUUCUGAUAGGCGAGAUCAACUUGUGGACAUCGAAAGAACAGAUGCACAGAGGAGGAACAAAGGAAAUGAAAGUUGGAGGAAUUACAGAGAAAUUGAGAAACACAACAAUGACCUGCAGCUGCAGCAACAGGAGAGGCCACCGUCACCUGACUCCUGGCGCAAGCCUGUUGAAAACCCAAAACCCGACUCCGCGCCUGCUCCUGGGCAGCGUUAUGGGAAAGUGGCUUCCGCUCUUGAGCUUGCCCAGGUCUUCUCCAGACCAAUCUCUGAUCCGACUAUUGCUGAUCGUCUUUCUGGCCCCCGAGGCAUUCCAAGCCAGAGUCAGAUACCUUUUUCUCGGUUAACAGGUCGAAGCCCGAAGCCUCAGAUUAAUGGCGACACCGAUGACAGUCUGUUGCUUCUUACCAGCUGCGGCUGUGGCUGCUCUAAGCCCUCGACCAAUACUCGGGAAAUCGGAAGGGGAAAUCCUUUUCGUGUUUCAUAUAGAGCUUCUACUACGCGGAAAUGGAGAAAUCUUGCUACUUCUGAUGAUGAAUAUUAUAAACAAAAAGUGGAUAAAAUAAUGCAACUUUUGAAAUCAUCAGAAGAAUUUGAUGAUCCAAUCGGAAGUUUGAUUCUGGUGGAUGAGAUUCAACGGCUUGAUCUUGACUAUCACUUUCAGGAGGAAAUCAAAACAAUUUUGCGGCAACAUUAUGUGGCAACAAGCACUUGUGAUUAUAAAUACUACACCCUUCAUCAUGUUUCACUUUCUUUCACUCUUGAGACAACAAGGAUUCCAUGUACAAGCAGUAACCAAGUAAUUAUUCAGAUGCAUAUUGCUGAUUUAUUCAACAACUUCAAGGGCAAGGAUGGGAGGUUCAUACAAAAUCUAAGACCAGACAUCAUAGGAUUGAUGGAGUUGUAUGAAGCUGCACAGCUUUGUUUAGAAGGAGAAGAAAUUCUUGAUGAGGCAGCGAAUUUCUGUAGCCAGAUUCUUCAAGAAUUCAUGAGAAAUAUGGAUCAAUUUUUUUCUAAAAUUGUUAGUCACACAUUGAGACAUCCUUAUCACAAGAGCAUGGCAAGAUUGAAUUUGAACGACUUUGUUUUUAAAUUUAAAGGCCAAAACAGAUGGGAAACUACGUUGACAGAGCUGGUGAAUAUGGAUUUUCAGAUGCGAAAAUCCGUGCACAGACAUGAAUUGCAUCAAGUUUUCGAGUAA
Messenger RNA from Fraxinus pennsylvanica, 2715 nucleotides. The record is from the annotation of a GenBank genome assembly. NCBI's taxonomy places the organism in Eukaryota, Viridiplantae, Streptophyta, Magnoliopsida, Lamiales, Oleaceae.